GGAGAAAACACAGAAAUGCUGCUGGCAUGCUUUCCCCCUCCAACUCGGGAUCCUGGGGCGAGGCGGGGAACCACCAUCUGCUCAGAUUGCAAAAACCAAAGCGGCGGCGAGAGACCUACGCGGAGGAGGAGGAGGAGGAGGAGGAGGAGGCAGCCGACGACCAAGCCCGCCUCCUUUGCUCCCUCCCGGCUUGUCUCCGGCGCCGGCCCGGCCUUGCUCCGCCUCUUCCCCUGGAGGUUUGCAGGGAGACGGCAGCUGCAGACACGCUCUCCGGGCCCGAGCAGACUCCUUGCAGCUGAGCAUUUCUUUUGCAGUGAGAUAAUGGCUUCCAACACAGAGCGCACAUUCAUUGCCAUCAAGCCUGAUGGAGUCCAGCGGGGAAUCAUAGGUGAAAUCAUCAAGCGAUUUGAACAGAAGGGAUUCAAACUGGUGGCUAUGAAAUUUAUGCAUGCUUCUGAAGAGCUUCUCAAACAGCACUAUAUUGACUUGAAAGAUCGGCCGUUCUACCCUGGUUUGGUUAAAUAUAUGAAUUCUGGGCCUGUAGUACCCAUGGUUUGGGAAGGACUCAAUGUGGUGAAGACGGGCAGAGUGAUGUUGGGGGAAACUAGCCCAGCAGAUUCCAAGCCUGGCACUAUCCGUGGCGACUUCUGCAUUCAAGUGGGCAGGAACAUCAUUCAUGGCAGUGACUCUGUGGAAAGUGCUCAGAAAGAGAUCAAUCUGUGGUUCAAGCCUGAAGAACUUGUGAACUACAAACCUUGUGCUCAUGAUUGGGUUUAUGAAUAGAUUAGUCCUGGUGACAAGUUCUGCCUUCUUCCAACAAAGCAUCUCAUUCCACCCACCUGCUGUCCUGGGAGCAAUUAUCACAGUUACCUUUGUGAUUAUUGGCAUUAAGAAAUAAAAUAUGAAUUAUUA
Podarcis raffonei (Aeolian wall lizard) is the source of this 912-nucleotide messenger RNA. RefSeq names its product nucleoside diphosphate kinase. Gene Ontology annotation, biological process: CTP biosynthetic process; GTP biosynthetic process; regulation of apoptotic process. Gene Ontology annotation, molecular function: nucleoside diphosphate kinase activity. The record is from RefSeq and is a predicted model, not a curated record. NCBI's taxonomy places the organism in Eukaryota, Metazoa, Chordata, Lepidosauria, Squamata, Lacertidae. The transcript is spliced from 5 exons. Bases 16 to 783 code for a protein of 255 amino acids.